AUGCUGUUGCCCUUGAAAAAGAAAAAGGCGCCAACAACGGAUGAAGAGAACAGUUUAUGCAUAGAGAGCAGCUCCAGAUAUGGCGCAAUACCCACAGCUAGCGCUCAUUCAAGCGACGAGUUUUCACACAGUGAUCCCGAAGAAGGAGAAGGGGGCAGUAGCAGCCAUAGCAGCAUCAAAAAAAGAAAGAAGCGUAGAAUGGAACAGCGACAUUGCUGCAAAAAGAGUAGGCCAAAGAUCUCCAGUAGACUCUCCUCCAUGUUGCACCAUGGUAGUAAAAAGCGACACUCUUCUGACUCUGAGGACAAUCUCCGAGCUACCGAUCUCGUUUUACCUGCUCUUGAUCCCAAUGCCAAAGAAGUCAAGGAAUCCAUCCAAUGCAACAGUUCAUUGGAUCAACUGCUUAUGCGUCAACAGCAAAUUAAUCUAAGCACUGUGCGUGCAAAUUACAGGGUUGAGAAGAGAAAAGCUCGACAUCAUGUACAAAAGAAAUCAUUCAAGGACCAUGUCAGAAUGUUUUUAGAGACAAACUCAGUGGUGUUGUUUAUACGCAAUUUGUUAUUUGCUAAAAAGACGAUUAUUCUGUUUGUCCAUCUCGAUUUAUUGGUCGAUCUGUUGUUUUGCCUUGCAUAUCUCGUUGAGAUGAAGCAAGAGUCAGAUGUUAAUUUAGAUCCAUUUUGGCUUUACAAGUGGAGAUCUUAUGACUUGUGGCUUGUCUGUUUGGCUCUGUCGUAUUGGGAUUUGGGCUCAUUUGCUAUCCGUAAGUGGAAUUUCCGUUUCAUGCAAAUAAUAGUGGCUUACGUUACCGCAGGUUUCUUUAUUUCCAAGCACCCAAUAUCUGUGUUAUUUAGCUUUCGAUGUUUGAUUGAACUCGUCACUACAGUGCCAUUCAUGGUCUCCAUUUACAUACCCCAUGGUCGCUAUCUUUACGUGCCUUAUUUCAUACGAAGCUGGGUGCUCCUCCUCAGGAUCAAGAGUGUGAUGAAGAUCAAGGUUAAUUUGCAGUUAACAGACAAACCGGUGGAUCCACUUCGAACAAAACUGAUCAUUCUGACGUCUACAUUGAUUGUGUUGCUGUUCACAGGUACAUGCGCCUUUCAAUACUCUGAAGUGACAUUUGGCACAAACAACUAUACUAUCUUGGAGUCACUGUACGUUGUCAUGGUUACACUAUCUACAGUGGGUUACGGUGACAUUACGCCAAACACACAAGCUAGUCGCAUUGUUAUGAUGUUAUUGAUUAUCAUUGCAUUGUCGGUUCUCCCGGGUUUAGUAACUGACGUAUCCGACACAUUGAGAAAACGCAAAGAGGGCGAAGGACACGUUAGUAGAGGUAGCACAUCGCCUUUCAUCCUGAUCGUAGGCUCCUUUACACCAGAUCAAGUCGUUGAAAUCUUGGAUGGCUUCUUAAACACAGAAAACACGGAAUACCAUCUCAGUGUUGUGUUUCUCGACAUCAAUCGACCCACAGAGCAACUAAAAGUGAUGGAAAGAAACUCAAUUUGGGGCCAUCGAGUCCAAUUUCUUCAUGGCUCUGUAUUAGACGAAAAGACGCUUUUGAGAGUGGAAGCUAGAUACGCCGAAGCAAUUUUUACUAUCUCUGAUCAAAACGCUUCAGAGCCGUCGAAAGAGGAUGAAAGAAACACGGUGCGAUUAUGGUCUUUGUACUGCCACACAGUCAGCCACAAUGUCCCCAUUUUCACCUACAAUCUGUCACCUAGUACCGCCAUAUACCAAAAAGUAGCAAAGGAGAUCAUUUGUGUCCGCGAAUUCAAGCAGUAUCUUUUGGCUAUGAAUUGUCGUUGUCGUGGUGCGUCUACCUUGCUCACUAAUUUACUGCAUCAAAGACAGCCGAUCAAUCAGUACGAUGAGGGAUGGCAAGCUCAAUUUGAUGAUGGUUCAUGCAAUGAAAUUUACACUGGAAAAGCACCUCUCUGUAUAGAAGAUCUCACAUUUGGGCAAGCAGCAUUGUUUUUGUUUGAAGAAGCGCAGGUCAUCUUAUUUGCCAUCAAGACAUUCAUGGAAGAGAGAAAUGACUAUGAAAUAUUGCUGAACCCUAGCAAUUCCUACAAGAUCAGAAAGACAGAUGAGUGUGUUUAUAUAGCAGAGGGCCCUCGAGAGAUACAAGAAAUCCAAUCUUUGCCCAAGCCAACUCCAACUCAAUUCAACACUGACAGCAGUUUUGUAAGACCCAACAGCAGAGCCACUCAAGACCAUCAGCAUAUGCCAGAGAGUUCUAAAUCAAACGAUUCCACACCAUUGCAACAAUCCACGCACAACCUCUUGGCGGCAACAUUUAACCGACAGCCCUCAUCCGCAUCCACAAGUACAACUCGGUCAUACACAUCACAAAAGAGCGUAAGCAAUGUCUCGUUAAACCAGACAUUUGGCGUCUCCAAAUUGCCUUCAAAGCGACAUGCGCUUCUCACAGGCAGUCGAGCCCUGAUCAAACGCAUAGGCAAGUCUUCUGCGUCAGAAAAGCUGGAAGACGACACAUCGCUGCCCUUGUGCUAUUUAUUGAAUGAACCAGUUCGAUUGGACGAUGUCACUAUCCAAGAUACAGAUGGAAUGAACAAUCAUGUGCUUGUUUGUCUACAUAGAGAAGUCAUCAACAUGUUCAAAUUCAUCUAUAAUCUGCGUUCACCCAAUAUCAAAGCAGAUGAGCUGCAAGAUAUUGUACUGCUGUGCUCAAAGAAGCCUUCGCAAAAGAUAUUUGAACUGAUCAAUACUUUUCCAAAGGUGUAUUUUAUGGAGGGUAAUUGUAGACAUCCAGAUGAUCUUUUGAGAGCAGGUGCUAAACGAGCCAAGCAGAUUGUCGUGAUGAGUGAGAAGGAAUGCUUGGAUCAGUACGAACGCAACUCGGAUAGUCCUGCAGUGAUGGCAAGCCAUAUUCUUGAUUUGCUUUUGCAAGAGAGACCAACGGAUGCUUAUACCAUUGUGAAUUUGAUUGAAAAGUCCAACAUCAAGUUUAUGCAUCUGUUGCAAGGAAAAGACGUUGCCGAAGAAAUCGAUGUAUUCUAUACACCUGCCUACGCAGCAGGCGAUGUUGUUGCAGACAGUCUCAUCAGCAAUGUCUUGCUUAGCCAAACCUACUAUAAGCCUGAUAUUGUUUCCAUCAUCAAGACAUUGUGUGGCAUGCCUGGCCCAUUGUACGAUGGUUCCGCUGCCUACCUGUUAUCAACGACUCCUGAAAUCACAUCGGCUAGUACUGCUGCUCGCCUAGCACCUCACCUCACAAGCAUACGAUUGCCCAUCGAGUUUGUAGGACGUAAUUAUUCAGUCUUGUUCAAAACACUGCUGAUACAAUACGAGGUCUUGGCGAUUGGACUGUAUCGUGCUCCUGGCGAUGAGCUGGGAAAUGAAUUGCCUUUUGUGUAUGCAAAUCCAGUUCCUUCUUUGAUAUUAAAGGAUUCGGACAUGAUCUAUGUCUUUUCUCCACCUGGCUGGGUACUGUAA
Molecule: messenger RNA, 3456 nt
Organism: Mucor velutinosus
Lineage: Eukaryota; Fungi; Mucoromycota; Mucoromycetes; Mucorales; Mucoraceae
Exons: 17
Coding region: 1-3456 (1151 amino acids)
Biological process (GO): potassium ion transmembrane transport
Cellular component (GO): membrane
Molecular function (GO): potassium channel activity
Source: RefSeq, a predicted model, not a curated record